Molecule: messenger RNA, 2626 nt
Organism: Nothobranchius furzeri (turquoise killifish)
Lineage: Eukaryota; Metazoa; Chordata; Actinopteri; Cyprinodontiformes; Nothobranchiidae
Gene: dlx1a
Product: distal-less homeobox 1a
Biological process (GO): cell differentiation; negative regulation of transcription by RNA polymerase II; embryo development
Molecular function (GO): RNA polymerase II cis-regulatory region sequence-specific DNA binding; DNA-binding transcription factor activity, RNA polymerase II-specific
Source: RefSeq, a predicted model, not a curated record
UCAAUUCUGCUAAUGGUUUAGUUCGCAGCCGUCUGUAGAUACUAUAAUCGUGGGAAAAUAAUGACAGUUAUCAGUCGCACCCACCAAGUACCCAUAAAAAAUCUGUCCUCUGUUCUGGAAGAUGAUAAUUAUUGGUUGUACUACCAUUAUCGUUGUCGUUGUUGAUAGAGGAAAUCUUGAGGCAUUUUUUUCCACCAAAGUAAUUCCAGAGAAAUCACUUUAAAUUGGCCUAUUUUAGGAGGGGACAAGGGACCAGCUUUUUCCGUUAUAGCCUAAUAUUUCACAGAAAUCUUUAAAUCCAGGCAUCCGCAGCCACCAAGGCGCAUUGUGGCACACACGGCGUGAUGUCAGCUGCCUGCAUUUUACAACAAUUUUCUUUUACAGACUUGCAAGAGCAGUUUUCACUUCAAUUAUGCAAUUACUCUGAUAAUCGCAGUGAGGGAAUUUAACUGCCUUUAAUUUGUCAUUCAGGUGGAGAUGAUGGAGGGACUGCGGAUGGAGCAGCUCGGAUGUGUUUCUGCUCCGCGGAGAGAGAAAAGCUGCAGUCUGCAGGAGAAUCCUGAUGGCACGAGGACAUCCUGGAGACUUUCUUCUGCUUUGAGAGGAAGCAUGCUGCAGAGGAUGUUUGACCCCGGACUUAUCUGCUUCUCAUCCAUCAUGUUCUUCGGACCCAGCCCCACCGUCACCAAUCGGCUUCUCUCUUGGAGAAAGUGGACCAAUCAGUGACAGUCUUCGAUGAAUAUUCAUGAGUCCGAGAUUCAAACCUUUGAGCGAGUUUGUCUUGCUCCACAGCAUCACUCCAGGGACUUUUCACAGACACAAACUACAUUUUCUUAUGAAUGGAACGAGAAAAAACCAGUGCGGCUUAAAUUGGGACCCGUCCUUCAUCGAGAUCAUUGGAGGAAAACAACAAAAGCGAGACGAAGGGAACCGCCAGAAGAGAUGACAAUGACUACGAUUCCAGAAGGUCUUAAUAGCCCUGCCUCGGGAAAAGCAGUUUUCAUGGAGUUUGGACCCCCGAGUCAACAAAUGUCGCCUUCCUCCAUGUCUCACGGACACUAUCCCAUGCACUGUUUACAUUCUUCAGGUCACGCGCAGCACGACAGCUACAGUCCAGCCUCGUCGUUCCCCAGAUCUUUAGGUUAUCCAUACGUGAACUCCGUCGGCAGCCAUCCCACCAGUCCUUAUCUGAGUACAGUACAGAGUUACCAGAACAGCUCGGGGCUCACGCAGACACGACUGGAGGACACAGCGCCAGAACCCGAGAAGAACACGGUGGUGGAAGGCGGAGAGGUGCGAUUCAACGGGAAAGGGAAAAAGAUCAGGAAACCAAGGACUAUUUAUUCCAGUUUACAGCUACAAGCUCUGAACAGGAGGUUUCAACAGACUCAGUAUUUGGCUUUGCCGGAGAGAGCUGAGCUCGCGGCGUCGCUGGGUCUCACUCAGACGCAGGUUAAAAUCUGGUUUCAGAAUAAACGCUCCAAGUUCAAGAAACUGAUGAAACAAGGUGGCAGCACGAUUGACACCAACGUUUUAGCCACCGGACGUGGACUUUCGAGCGGUUCUCCUUCGGUGGCACCUGUUUGGACCUCGCCGGCCACCGUGAAGACGCCCGUGGGCACAACCGGAUCCUACAUCCCCAGCUACACCUCGUGGUAUCCAACCACACACCAAGAGUCUAUGCAACAGUCACAGCUGAUGUGAACAGAGACUGGAGCGUCAUGGAUGGGCCCUGCAGCCUGCCGCAUUUGAUGCGCGGCUCCGCAUUUUGUUGAUGCUCGACAAUAAAAACAGGAGAACUGCCGCCGCAUCCUGUGAGCUGACACCGAGGCCUCCCCAGACUGGAUAAUGACAAAGCAGAGGCAGGAGACGCAGAAAGAGGGGGGGAAAGGCGCAAAUGCAUCCAAGGCAUCGAGAGCUGAAUCAAAAAGACAAAAAAGAGAAAUUAUUUUAGCUGCUGACUGCUUUCAUGUCAGAUGAUUUCUUCUAAUUCUGAUUUGUGUGAAGAAUCCAGCUGUUGAUCUGCAAACGCGGGUUUUGUUUGCGCCAGAUGUUGGGUCUGAAGGUGACGCUGAGCUAAAACAGAAAAAGGCCAAUCAGACCGCAGCAGCGGGUCUUUAACCAAAUAACAGAUUCCAAAUUCCACAUCAUCAAUAUGCCUCACGUCGCUUUACAUUGUUUUACGUGUUUGUUAUUUAAGUUAAUUUAUUUAGACUGUUCUGUUUAGUCUGUGUUGAUUUUGUAAGAUGAGAACAACACAGUUGUUUCUGCUGCACUAAAGCUUUUCUAUGCCGCGCCCGGAUGUUGUGAAAAAAAUGUAACAGAUGGAUUCGCUGCUUUCAAACGAACAAAGAGAUAAAAAUCCCACGAAGAAGAGCAGCCGAUUUGUCACUGUACUUUGUACAUAAUUUCUGGAUUUGUUAAAUUUUUUGUUUAUUUUUUUGUGCUGUAUUCUGGCUGUGAAACAGGAUUUUAGGUUUCUGUGUACUCGUCCAGAUGUUGUUUAGUCCAUCAUUAGAAAAUAUUUAGUUUUGUAUUGAUCACUUUAAUUUAUUUAUCUGUUUCUGGAGUUUAUGUACAGAAAAAAGUGCUAAGUUUCAAAAGCAGUAAAAACGAUUUAAAUGAA